AUGGGCCAUCCCCCAGAAGCACAUGGGAAACCUAACAUACCCACGGAGGACGGCAGAGAGGUGUGUCAAUCUACAGACAAACUUCAAGAUCUGACCACUCUUCACGAGUGUCAGCCAACUUCUUCGAAUAAUCCACAUCAGCCACUCGGGUCUUCACUUUCACAAAGUCAAGUACCACCCAGGGUCCCUCGGAGAUUCCUGGCCCAGCCAAUCGAAACCGUAUCACGAAGCUCCAACGUCCAACAGCCAGCUUUGAGCGGAGCAAAUCAACCCGCUCUAUCAAAACCCGAAAUACAUUCGAAAGAGCCCAGUGAGCAUCGACCGAUCAGAAGAUUUCAACCUGAACCAAUUGAAACAAGCAAAGCUAGUAAUAGACGGUCUCAUUCGACUUCUGAGGUACAUGGGAGGAAUUCAGCGUCACAUAGCAAGGCAUCAACUCCAAGAAGAUUCAAACCCGACCUGAUAGAAACCGACGUCCGCUCGGUUCGAAGAGGGGAACCUGUCCGGUUUCCCCAACGGCAUAAUGCCGUAGGAUCUUCAGCACCCCAUACAAUUAUUGGCCCAGACACGACAUCAUGGCCAGAUCCAAACCCCCAUGCCCACACUUUUCUGCCAUCCGAGUCUCAAUUUUCGUAUUCCAAUAUUCUGCGCCGACAACAAGCCCGCAGACAUUCAUUUCGAGUUCCGGAUCUCCCAUCCAUCCCCUCUAACAGCAGCGAAGAAUCGGAUAACUCCAGAUCGCAUUCAGCGUGCACUUCGCCGCCUGGGCCUUCCAAUAAAGCGACACAAGAUUUAUACACGAGCAAGCUACCCCGUGAAAUCUCCGAUGGGGAGAUCUCGGAAUUCUUGCUCUCUCUUGCCGCUCGAUCCGCACGGAUCCAGUUGAAAGAGCAAGCGUUGGCUGCCUUUCCGAACGAGCAAGUGUACGAGCCUGUUGAUCAUUUCGCCAUUGACGAAGAUGAUGAAGAUUCAGACGAUUAUCAUAUGUCUAUGAAGUAUCAUCAUGUUAAGUCUCGACGACAAUCUUCGGCAGAUUUGUCCUGGGAACUUGAGUACAUGCGCCACCACAAGGAGGAGGCGGAAAUGAGGAUCCGGGCUAUGGGUGCAUCUGGACAACCGAAGUCUUCACCGGAGCACAAUAAGAAUGGCAAGAGCCCGCCCAUGCUUGGCAAGGACAUCGUCCUUCCUCGAAGCGCCUCACCCGAGAGAACAAUAUGUGAGCACUCUAGCACCGAUGCAGCCUCUCGUGGCGUACAUGAUCUUUGCACUGGCUGUGGUGACUUAGGGUACGCAGCGCCUCCUCGAGGCGGCGGAAAGGGUGCUGGUCUUUGGAUGGGCACUUGUUGCAAGAACGAGGGCCAAGAGCGGGAAGUGCACGGUCUCCUGCCUGGAAUUGUUACCCCCAUGCCCCGUGUCGAUGAGGCUGGCAUUAGCAUGGGACUCAGCCCAUCUCCUUCACAUACACAUCUGGAUCGUCUCGCAGCCUCGCCCGGAAACCAUAGUUCCCGGAAGCCGGCGAGCCCCAAUCUCCAGAAAGCCAUCGAGGUCGAAUUCCAUGAUGGAUUUGUGUCUCAAAUUUACAAUUACUUGUCUCUGGGUUACCCGUGCCUUGCCCGUCAUUAUGAUUACGAACUCAGCCGAAUUUCGGGCAUCUCCGUCGAGGAUCUUCGUCGGGACGACUUGCAAACUGAUGCUAGAGGCUAUGUUGUAGCUCCAGGGAUGGACGAUCUCGCGGAUGCCUGUGCACGAUGGAAAGCUCUCCGUCUAUAUAUCCAGGAAUGGGCGAGGCAGGAGCCUGGCAUGGCCGAAGAAGAUACCAAUCUUGAAGGUUGGGGACUGCCAGAACGAAGAGGCAGCUGGGCCAUUUGA
This is a messenger RNA of Penicillium samsonianum, 1869 nucleotides long. RefSeq lists its product as uncharacterized. NCBI's taxonomy places the organism in Eukaryota, Fungi, Ascomycota, Eurotiomycetes, Eurotiales, Aspergillaceae. The record is from RefSeq and is a predicted model, not a curated record. The transcript has a single exon. Bases 1 to 1869 code for a protein of 622 amino acids.